AAUAAAAAAUGGACAUGUGAAUUUCUGUAGUAUUCCUAAAAUAUUCAAUACAUUAGCAUUUGUAAUACUUUGUUGGGACUGUAAUACUAAUACUUGAAGGGUAACGUGGAAUGAUCAAUUCGGACAAUGUCAAUAUUUAUAGUUCUACGUUGGCCCACCUUGGCGCUGCAUUCUUAUUUUCAGAUACCUAUAGAAACCUUAUGCAAAAUAUAGUGUAUAGAAUCCAUAUAGCGUGCUUUGAGUAGAAUUUUUUAGUAAUUCAUAUUCUAUUUUCUAUUCCUACGAGUAAUUUUUCAAGGUCACGAAAAUUUGUCCACAGCGAAAAUUAAGAAAUGGCAUAGAGGUUGCUUUUGUGCAUAGAUUUCCUGAAGUCUCUAAACUUGCAACAUCUUAAAUCUGUAAAAAUUUGUUAUUGUUGAAUAAUAAUAAAAACAUUCUAAACCUGGCACCAAAUCCACUUAUCAAAAUGGAAAAGACAGAAAUCGUUGAAGAUAUUGGAAAUUCGUACACAUUGUCGGAUCAGUAUAUGAUUCAAGUAGAAGACAUGGAAGAAGAUCAAGACCAGAUCACGGCAGAAAAUACAGAUGAUUCGAAUCACGACGGCGGUGAUAAACAUGGAGCACCUUUGAGAGAACAAGAUAGAUUUCUGCCAAUUGCAAAUGUAGCAAAAAUUAUGAAGCGUGCCAUUCCUGACACAGGAAAGAUAGCAAAAGAUGCUAGGGAGUGUGUUCAAGAAUGCGUUUCAGAGUUUAUCAGUUUUAUAACUAGUGAAGCAAGUGAUCGUUGUCAUAUGGAAAAAAGGAAGACCAUAAACGGAGAGGAUAUUCUUUUUGCUAUGAGUACACUUGGUUUUGAUAAUUAUGUCGAACCUUUGAAAAUAUAUCUUCAAAAAUACAGAGAGGCUGCAAAGAUUGACAAAGGACCUGGUGAAUUAAUUUAUGAGGAAUCAAUAGAUGAUGGAUAUAAAACUGUACCUAGCGGAAUAAUUGCGACUGAAAAUGCUGGCACUGAGACAGUAAUUUAUACCUAUCAAGAUAAUAUUCAUCAAUUUCAAUUGGCAUGAAUUGAAUGUUUUUUUUGUAAAUAAUAUAUAAAUCGAUUAAGUUUUAUAUUACUAUUGUAUGUAUGUAUUGAAUGAAGUUGUUUGGUUGCAAAUGUAUAUUGUUUAGUUCAUUAAUGAAAUUUUUUCCUUCAAAUUGU
This is a messenger RNA of Harmonia axyridis, 1200 nucleotides long. RefSeq names its product nuclear transcription factor Y subunit beta (gene Nf-YB). Gene Ontology annotation, biological process: regulation of transcription by RNA polymerase II. Gene Ontology annotation, cellular component: CCAAT-binding factor complex; nucleus. Gene Ontology annotation, molecular function: DNA-binding transcription activator activity, RNA polymerase II-specific; protein heterodimerization activity; RNA polymerase II cis-regulatory region sequence-specific DNA binding. The record is from RefSeq and is a predicted model, not a curated record. NCBI's taxonomy places the organism in Eukaryota, Metazoa, Arthropoda, Insecta, Coleoptera, Coccinellidae. The coding region runs from base 467 to 1063 and encodes 198 amino acids. The transcript is spliced from 5 exons.